CUUCUGAUGACAGGUAAACAGGAAUAAAUAUCAAUGGGAGGAGGAAACCAAACUUAUGUAGUUGAAUUUAUUCUGCUGGGACUCUCAGAAGAUCCUAAAAUCCAAAUCUUGCUAUUCUGUAUUUUCUUGAUCAUCUAUCUCCUUUCUGUAUUUGGAAACCUGCUAAUCAUAAUCCUCAUCCAAACUGACUCUCGACUUCAUACACCCAUGUACUUUUUCCUCAAAAACUUAUCCUUUGCUGACCUUUGCUUCUCUACAAGCAUUGUACCCCAGAUGUUGGUCCACUUCCUUUCACAAAGGAAAACCAUUUCUUUUAUUGGAUGUUCAAUACAGAUAGUGGUCUUUCUCCUAGCAGGGUGUACAGAGUGUGCUCUGCUGGCAGUGAUGUCCUAUGACCGGUAUGUAGCUGUCUGCAAGCCCCUGCACUACUCCACCAUCAUGACUCAGAGGGUUUGUGUCCAGUUGGCUGUAGUCUCCUGGAUAAGUGGAGCAUUAGCAUGUUCAGUGGACAGUGCAUUUACAUUGUGCAUCCCUUAUCAGGGACAGAAUAUAAUUAAUCACUACUUCUGUGAGCCACCUGCCCUCCUAAAGCUGGCUUCAGCUGACACAUACAAUGCUGAAAUGGCUCUGUUUUUAGUGGGAGUGAUUAUCUUAUUAGCUCCUGUCUCACUAAUCCUUGUCUCAUACUGGAACAUCAUCUCCACUGUGAUCCGGAUGCAGUCUGGGGAGGGAAGGCUCAAGGUCUUUUCGACCUGUGGUUCCCACCUCACUGUUGUGGUCCUCUACUAUGGCUCUGGAAUAUUUGCCUACAUGAGACCCAAUUCCAAGACAAUGAGUGAAAAGGAUAAGGUUAUCUCUGUAUUCUAUUCGGUUAUGACUUCCAUGUUGAAUCCGAUCAUUUACAGCCUUAGGAACAAAGAUGUGAAAGAGGCACUUGGAAAACUGGUUGGAAGAUUAUGCACAGUCAAACCUGGUGAUGCAGACAUUUAAAAGGUAUUUGGAACCUUGCACUGACAAAGUAGUUCUAUCAUCUGCAUCCUUUCUUUUUCUCACAUGAGUAAAUCACAUUCCUUUCCUUUGCCUCCCUUGAAUGACUUGGGAAUCUAUUAACAAGUUAUCACAAAUACAGGGAUAACAAUUUUAGAAAUUCAAUAGAAAAAGAAUAUGUGAAGAUAUGGUAGAAG
Peromyscus californicus insignis is the source of this 1184-nucleotide messenger RNA. Its product is annotated as olfactory receptor 2D3. The record is from RefSeq and is a predicted model, not a curated record. Bases 34 to 990 code for a protein of 318 amino acids. Gene Ontology annotation, cellular component: membrane. Gene Ontology annotation, biological process: G protein-coupled receptor signaling pathway. The transcript has a single exon. Gene Ontology annotation, molecular function: olfactory receptor activity; G protein-coupled receptor activity. Lineage: Eukaryota; Metazoa; Chordata; Mammalia; Rodentia; Cricetidae.